AUGCACUUUUCGUUACACUUGCCGUUACCCCUACAACAAUCUACACUUGCCGUUACCCCUACCACAAUCUACACUUGCCGUUACCACUACAAUAAUCUACACUUACAGUUACCCCUACCACAAUCUACACUUACAGUUACCCCGACCACAAUCUACCCUUGCCGUUACCCCUACCACAAUCUACACUUACAGUUACCCCUACAACAAUCUACACUUGCCGUUACUCCUACCACAAUAUAUACUCGCAGUUAUCCCUACCACAGUCUACACUUGCCGUUACCCUUACCACAAUCUAUACUUACAGAUACCCCUACCACAGUCUACACUUGCCGUUACUCUUACCACAAUCUAUACUUACAGAUACCCCUACAACACUCUACACUUGCCGUUACUCUUACCACAAUCUAUACUUACAGAUACCCCUACAACACUCUACACUUGCCGUUACUCUUACCACAAUCUAUACUUACAGAUACCCCUACAACACUCUACACUUGCCGUUACUCUUACCACAAUCUAUACUUACAGAUACCCCUACAACACUCUACACUUGCCGUUACUCUUACCACAAUCUACACUUACAGUUACCCCUACAACACUCUACACUUGCCGUUACUCUUACCACAAUCUACACUUGCCGUUACUCCUACCACAAUCUACACUUACAGUUACCCCGACCACAAUCUACACUUGCCGUUACCCCUACCUACGGGGAUUUUUUGGCCGAGCCUACGGGCUUGGGAACCCCACAUUAAAUUCGGCCUUGUGCCACAUGUGACUGCAUGGGGCAGUUGCUAA
Molecule: messenger RNA, 798 nt
Organism: Acanthosepion pharaonis
Lineage: Eukaryota; Metazoa; Mollusca; Cephalopoda; Sepiida; Sepiidae
Source: the annotation of a GenBank genome assembly